This is a messenger RNA of Effrenium voratum, 948 nucleotides long. The record is from the annotation of a GenBank genome assembly. Lineage: Eukaryota; Dinophyceae; Suessiales; Symbiodiniaceae.
AUGGCCAUAGACGACGAACACUUGGUGGAGUUGGUGGAGAGGCUCACCGAUGACAACUUUUUGGGCUUCGUGGAUCAGUUCGUGGAGGAGAACUGCGGGGUCUUUGUCGGCUUCAGCGGCGAGCACUUGCAUUGCUUCCACACCUUGCACAGUCAGUACCAGCGGCUCUUCGAGUCCAGGGCCGAAGCCUGGCUCAGGGAGAGGGGCUUCAGCCCCGAGGCGCUGGCGCGGGCGGCUGGAGGCUUGGGCAAAGACAUUGCGGACUCCCUGCUGGCGGUUGGCGACUACCAGGCCUUUGUGGCCAUGAUGCUCCGGCGCCUCGGAGACUCCGAGGUCGCGGAGCCGGAAGGCUGGAUGCCGGCGACAUCCGUGAUGUUGGGCAAGAGGGGAAUGGGCAGCGUCCAAGAGCAAGGCCCGGAUCCGAUCUCGGAAAUCGACGGGGAGACUGACGACCGAACUGCCGGUGGGCAAAGCCUUGCAGACCUGCCACGAGAUGCUUGGCUCGAGAUGUCGGGCAUUGCCAUGGGAGUCGUCAAGCCCUCUUGCAAGCCGGAGGGCUUGCCAGCGGACAAGCUGCCUCGGCCGCCGGAGUAUUUGAUGAGCACUCAGAAUUCGUUUUCCACCUGGGAGUUGCCCGUGCCGGGAGGAGUGUGCGUGCCGCCCAACCGGAUGAUGCACGAGAGGCUGCGGGCAGAGCUCGAGAACCUGCUGGCGCACGUGGAUCUCAGCCCAACCAGGUUCAAGAAGCACAUCAUCAGCCUUCGGAAAAAGGCCGACACUGAGGCGGAGAAGCUUGAGCUGAUGAAGGAGACAAUGCGGCAAAAGAGCCGAGAGCAGAAGGCCAAUGGCCACUGAUGCGAGGCAUCGGACACAAACGUUCGAAAGAUCCAAUGCACAUUCUGUGACAUUGAGGUGCCCUACUGGCUUCUGCCCAAUCAGCUGGGGUCA